GAGAUUUCUGUCGUGUUCUUAAAUUUCUCUCUUCAUGCCACUUUGGACUGGUGUGUUCUGAUCCAGUCACCAUGGAGCUCCACUGCACCGGUCUGCUCUCCCCUGCCUCGGAUUAUGUCGCACCGCUGUCCCCGUCCUCUGGCGGCCCCGGUGCAUCUCACGGCUCUGGCCGGGGGGCCAGUCCCAGCCUCAGCCCCGUUCGAGGGUCCAGUCCUGGCCCCGGCUUCUCGGGUCAGGCUGCCUUCAACUACAACCAGCUGGAGGGACGUUUUAAGCAACUUCAAGAUGAGCGGGAGGCGGUGCAGAAGAAAACCUUCACUAAGUGGGUCAACUCCCACCUGUCCAGAGUGUCCUGCCGGAUCACUGACCUGUACGUGGACCUGAGGGACGGACGAAUGCUCAUCAAGCUGCUGGAGGUCCUAUCAGGAGAGAGGCUGCCCAAACCCACCAAGGGUCGGAUGCGUAUCCACUGUUUGGAGAAUGUGGAUAAAGCUCUGCAGUUCCUGAAGGAGCAGCGGGUCCACCUGGAGAACAUGGGCUCGCAUGACAUCGUGGAUGGAAACCACCGCCUCACGCUCGGACUCAUCUGGACCAUUAUCCUCCGCUUCCAGAUCCAGGACAUCAGUGUGGAGACGGAGGACAAUAAGGAGAAGAAGUCAGCUAAAGACGCGCUGCUGCUGUGGUGCCAGAUGAAGACCGCGGGAUAUCCAAACGUCAACAUCCACAACUUCACCACCAGCUGGAGAGACGGGAUGGCAUUCAACGCCCUCAUCCACAAACACAGACCGGACCUGAUCGAUUUUGAUAAACUGAAAAAAUCAAAUGCUCACUACAACCUGCAGAAUGCCUUCAACCUGGCCGAGCAGCACCUGGGCCUCACCAAGUUACUGGACCCUGAAGACAUCAGCGUGGACCAUCCUGAUGAGAAAUCCAUCAUCACCUACGUGGUGACCUACUAUCACUACUUCUCCAAGAUGAAGGCGCUGAAGGUGGAGGGGAAGAGGAUCGGCAAGGUCCUUGACAAUGCCAUCGAGACUGAGAAGAUGAUUGACAAGUACGAGUCUCUGGCGUCGGAUCUGUUGGAGUGGAUCGAGCAGACCAUCAUCAUCCUCAACAACAGGAAGUUUGCGAACUCUCUGGUGGGAGUCCAGCAGCAGCUGCAGGCCUUCAACACGUACCGCACCGUGGAGAAACCACCCAAGUUCACAGAGAAGGGGAACCUGGAGGUUCUCCUCUUCACCAUCCAGAGCAAGAUGAGAGCCAACAACCAGAAGGUUUACACUCCCCGUGAAGGCAAACUCAUCUCAGACAUCAACAAGGCGUGGGAGCGUCUGGAGAAAGCGGAACAUGAGCGUGAGUUGGCUCUCAGGACGGAGCUCAUUCGCCAAGAGAAGCUGGAGCAGCUCGCCCGGCGCUUCGACCGUAAAGCCGCCAUGAGGGAAACGUGGCUGAGUGAAAACCAGAGGCUGGUCUCUCAGGAUAACUUUGGUUUUGACCUUCAGGCCGUUGAAGCCGCCACCAAGAAACACGAAGCCAUUGAAACAGACAUCGCCGCUUACGAGGAGCGAGUUCAGGCUGUGGUUGCUGUGGCAAAGGAGCUGGAGGCGGAGAGUUACCAUGACAUCAAACGCAUCACAGCCAGGAAGGAUAACGUGAUCCGUCUCUGGGAGUACCUGCUGGAGCUGCUGAAGGCCCGCCGGCUGCGCCUGGAGCUGAACCUGGGUCUGCAGAGGGUCUUCCAGGAGAUGCUCUACAUCAUGGACUGGAUGGAUGAGAUGAAGAUGCUGCUGCUCUCUCAGGAUUAUGGGAAACACCUGCUGGGCGUGGAGGACCUGCUGCAGAAACACACGCUGGUGGAGGCCGACAUCGCCAUCCAGGCCGACCGCGUCCGUAACGUCAACAGGAAUGCUCAGAAGUUUGCCAGCGAAACAGAGGACUAUAAGCCCUGUGAUCCUCAGGUCAUCCAGGAUCGAGUUGCUCACAUGGAGUUCUGCUACCAGGAGCUCAGUCAGCUGGCGGCGGAGCGUCGCGCUCGCCUCGAGGAAUCGCGGCGCCUCUGGAAGUUCUUCUGGGAAAUGGCCGAAGAGGAGGGCUGGAUCAGGGAGAAGGAGCAGAUCCUGUCCUCCGAGGACUACGGCAAGGAUCUGACGGGUGCACUACGCCUGCUGAGUCAUCACAAGGCCUUCGAGGACGAGAUGAGCGGGCGAGCUGCCCAUCUGCAGCAGACCAUCAGACAGGGGGAGGAGCUUGUGGCCGCCAAUCACUUUGGAGCCGACAAAAUCAGAGAGCGAAUCCAGGACAUCCAGGAGCAGUGGGCGGCUUUGGAGCGUCUUUCCACUGUGCGUAAAAUGCGCCUACAGGAUGCGUGCAACCAGCACCAGUUCCAGGCUGACGCGGACGACAUCGACACGUGGAUGCUGGACGUGCUGCGGAUCGUCUCCAGCGUUGACGUCGGCCACGACGAGUUUUCCACUCAGGCUCUGGUAAAGAAACACAAAGACGUUGUAGAGGAGAUCGCUAGCUACCGACCGGUCAUCGAUGCGCUGCACGAACAGUCGCGCAUGCUGCCUGCUGAGAAGGCCGACUCAGAGGAGGUUCAGAACCGGCUGGGGGGCAUCGAGGAGCGCUAUAAGGAGGUGGCGGAGCUGACGCGGCUCAGGAAGCAGGCGCUGCAGGACGCGCUGGCGCUCUACAAGAUGCUGAGUGAAGCCAAUGCGUGCGAAGUCUGGAUCGACGAGAAGGAGCAGUGGCUCAAUAGCACCGAGAUCCCGGAGAAACUGGAGGACCUGGAGGUGGUCCAGCACCGGUUUGAGAAUUUGGAGCCAGAGAUGAACAACCAGGCGUCCCGGGUUGCCGCAGUGAACCAGGUUGCCAGGCAACUGGUCCACAGUGGGCAUCCAAGCGAGAAAGAGAUCAAAGCCCAGCAAGAUAAACUCAACACUAGGUGGAGUCAGUUCAGAGACCUGGUGGAUCAGAAGAAGGACAGUCUGAACUCAGCUCUGGGUGUCCAGAACUACCAUCUGGAGUGUAAUGAGACCAAGUCUUGGAUCAAGGAGAAGACCAAGGUUAUUGAGUCGACCCAGGAACUCGGGAAUGACCUGGCUGGGGUCAUGGCUCUGCAGAGGAAGCUGACAGGAAUGGAACGCGACCUCGCUGCCAUCGAAGACAAACUGGGUGAUCUGGACAAAGAGGCGGAGCGUUUGGCAUCAGAACACCCGGAGCAGUCCGAGGGCAUCAGGGGCCGACUGGGUGAGAUCAAAGGCGUCUGGAACGAGAUGAAGGACACUCUGAAGAACCGUGAAGAGUCCCUGGGCGAGGCCAGCAAGCUGCAGCAGUUCCUUCGAGAUCUGGACGAUUUCCAGUCUUGGUUGUCCCGGACCCAGACGGUCAUCGCCUCAGAGGACAUGCCCAACACGCUGGCCGAGGCUGAGAAGCUGCUGGCCCAACACGAGGGCAUCAAAAAUGAGAUUCGCAACUACGAGGAGGACUACCAGAAGAUGCGGGACAUGGGGGAGAUGGUGACACAGGGACAGACGGAUGCGCAGUACAUGUUCCUCCGGCAGCGACUCCAGGCACUCGACACAGGCUGGAACGAGCUGCACAAGAUGUGGGAGAAUCGGCAGAACCUCCUGUCCCAGUCGCAUGCGUACCAGCUGUUCCUGCGGGACACCAAGCAGGCUGAGGCCUUCCUCAAUAACCAGGAGUACGUCCUGGCCCACACGGAGAUGCCCACCACGCUGGAAGCCGCAGAGGCCGCCAUCAAGAAGCAGGAGGACUUCAUGACCACGAUGGAUGCCAAUGUGGAUAAAAUUAAUGGCGUGGUAGACACUGGGCGCCGCCUAGUGGCUGACGGCAACAUUAAUGCUGAACGCAUCCAGGAGAAGGUGGACUCCAUCGACCAGAGACACAAGAAGAACCGAAUGGCUGCCAGUGAGCUGCUCAGCAGGCUGAAGGACAACAGAGACCUGCAGAAGUUCCUGCAGGACUGUCAGGAGCUGUCUCUGUGGAUCAACGAAAAGAUGCUGACGGCUCAGGACAUGUCCUACGACGAGGCCCGGAAUCUCCACAGCAAGUGGCUGAAACACCAGGCCUUCAUGGCCGAGCUGCAGUCCAACAAGGAGUGGCUCGACAAGAUCCAGAAGGACGGCAAAGUGCUGAUCACAGAGAAACCGGACACGGAGAUCAUGGUCAAAGAGAAGCUGGCCUCUUUGAAGACCAUGUGGGAGGAGCUUGAGUCCACCACCCAGACUAAAGCCAAGUGUCUGUUUGACGCCAACAAGGCAGAACUGUUCACUCAGAGCUGUGCCGACCUGGACAAAUGGCUGGGCGGCCUGGAGGGACAACUGCACUCUGACGACUACGGCAAAGAUCUGACCUCUGUCAACAUCCUCCUGAAAAAGCAACAGAUCCUUGAGAGUCAGGUGGAAGUGCGCCGGAAGGAGGUGGAGGAGCUGAAGAGCCAGUCGCAGGUUCUCAGCCAGGAGGGCAAAGGCUCAGAGGAGGUGGACGGUCAGAGGAUCACAGUGGAGAAGAAAUUCCAGGGUCUCCAGGCGCCGCUGCAGAAGAGACGAGAUUACCUCAUGGCAUCUCGUGAAAUCCACCAGUUCAACAGAGACAUGGAAGACGAGAUUCUGUGGGUGGAGGAGCGGAUGCCUCUGGCCACGUCCAUGGACCACGGCCACAACCUGCAGACUGUGCAGCUGCUCAUCAAGAAGAACCAGACCUUACAGAAGGAGAUCCAGGGACACCAGCCGCGUUAUGAUGACAUCUUUGAGCGCAGCCAGCACGUGCUGCGGGCGGACAGUCCGACGGCUGAGCUGAUCCGCCAGCGGCUCGCUGAACUCCAGUCCCUGUGGGAACAGAUCAGGAAGGAGACCGAGAAACGCCACGCCCGCCUCAGCGAGGCUCACGAGGCCCAGCAGUACUUCUUUGAUGCUGCCGAAGCUGAAGCCUGGAUGAGUGAACAGGAACUCUACAUGAUGUCAGAGGAAAAGGCCAAGGACGAGCAGAGUUCAGUGGCCAUGUUGAAGAAACACCAGAUCCUGGAGCAGGCGGUGGAGGAUUACGCCGACACCGUCCACCAGCUAUCCAGCACCAGCCGAGGCCUUGUGGCUGCCGGACACCCUGACAGCGAACGCAUCGGGAUGCGUCAGUCACAGGUGGAUAAGUUGUACGCCGGCUUGAAGGAUUUGUCGGAGGAGCGUCGCGGGAAACUGGAUGAGCGUUUCCGCCUCUUCCAGCUGAACAGGGAAGUGGACGACCUGGAGCAGUGGAUCGCUGAGCGGGAGGUGGUGGCCGGGUCUCACGAGCUGGGUCAGGAUUACGAGCACGUCACAAUGCUGCAGGAGCGUUUCAGAGAAUUCGCCCGUGACACCGGCAACAUCGGACAAGAGCGCGUCGACGGCGUGAACCGGCUGGCAGAUGAGCUGAUCAACGCCGGCCACACCGACGCCGCCACCAUCGCUGAGUGGAAGGACGGCCUGAACGAGGCCUGGGCAGACCUGCUGGAGCUCAUCGAUACCCGAACGCAGAUCCUCGCCGCCUCCUACGAGCUCCACAAGUUCUAUCACGAUGCAAAGGAGAUUCUCAGCCGAAUCCUGGAUAAGCAUAAGAAGCUUCCGGAGGAGGUGGGCCGUGACCAGAACACAGUGGAGACCCUGCAGAGAAUGCACACCACGUUUGAGCACGACAUUCAGGCUCUGGGCACACAGGUGCGACAACUUCAAGAGGACGCAGUUCGUCUCCAGUCCGCCUACGCUGGAGAUAAAGCUGACGAUAUUCAGAAGCGAGAGUGCCGAGGUAGAAAGGAAGAGGUUCUGGAGGCCUGGAAGAACCUACUGGAGGCUGUGGAGGGCCGCAGGGUGAAGCUGGUGGACACCGGCGAUAAGUUCCGCUUCUUCAGCAUGGUGCGGGAUCUGAUGCUGUGGAUGGAGGACGUCAUCCGCCUGAUUGAGGCCCAGGAGAAGCCCCGAGACGUGUCAUCUGUAGAGCUGCUGAUGAACAACCACCAGGGCAUUAAGGCGGAGAUCGACGCCCGUAACGACAGCUUCACAGCUUGCAUCGAGCUUGGCAAAGGCCUGCUGGCCCGGAAGCACUACGCCUCAGAGGAGAUUAAAGAGAAGUUGCUGCAGUUGACGGACAAGAGGAAAGAGAUGAUUGACAAGUGGGAGGACAGAUGGGAGUGGCUUAGACUGGUCCUGGAGGUGCACCAGUUCUCCCGGGACGCCGGCGUGGCCGAAGCGUGGCUGCUGGGUCAGGAACCCUACCUGUCCAGUCGUGAGAUCGGCCAGAGUGUGGACGAGGUGGAGAAACUGAUCAAACGCCAUGAGGCCUUUGAGAAGUCCGCCGCCACCUGGGAGGAACGCUUCUCUGCGCUGGAGAGGCUGACAACGAUGGAGUUACUGGAAGUGAGACGAAAGCAAGAGGAAGACGAGAAAAGGAGAAAAACCCCGCCCACUGAGAGUCAGCCCACCAACACGGCCGCACAGCACCGGGAGGGGGAGCUGGUGUCUCAGAACGGGCUGCCGUCUGACCAGGAGUCUCCCAGGGAGAACCUAGAUGGGGCUGACGGUGAACGGAUGUCGGAGCCAGCCCCGGAGGGUCUCCUGGGGCAUCUCGCAGGGGCCAAGUCCAGCCAGGCGGCAACGCUGCCGGCCAAAGCCCAGCAGGACACGCCCACUUCUCAGCUGGAGGGCUUCCUGCACCGCAAGCAUGAGUGGGAGGGGCAUAACAAGAAGGCUUCAAGCAGGUCAUGGCACAACGUCUACUGUGUGAUCAACCAGCAGGAGCUGGGUUUCUAUAAGGACCAGAAGAGUGCUGGGCAGGGGAUCCCCUACCACAGCGAGAUCCCCGUCAGCCUGAAGGAGGCCGUGUGUGAGGUGGCGCUCGACUACAAGAAGAAGAAGCACGUCUUCAAACUCAAAAUCAACGAUGGGAACGAGUAUCUCUUCCAGGCCAAAGAUGAUGAGGAGAUGAACACGUGGAUUUCCACCAUCUUGGCUGCUGUGUCAGGUGACAAACCGGAGGUCACUCCCAGCAGUCACAGCACGCCAGCGCCUGCCACGCGCGCUCAGACGCUUCCCACCUCCGUUGCCACGGUGACGGCGGCCGAGUCCAGCCCAGGCAAACGAGAGAAGGACAAAGAGAAACGCUUCAGUCUGUUCAGCAAGAAGAAAUAGACACGCCUCCUCCUUCCCGCCGCAUUCUCCUCCGGUGCUGUUUGGGUUCUGCCCUCGUUAUCGAUCAAUUGAUCUUUGGUCUGAUAUUUGUUGAAGGUUUGAUUUUAGACUCCGCUGGUAGCAACUGAUACUGUAAAAACUAAAACUAACAGAAUGAGCGACUAACGCCUGAAAUCCGUUUAAAUUCCAUCAAACGUUGGAAAGCUUCACUGUAAAAA
Thalassophryne amazonica is the source of this 7396-nucleotide messenger RNA. RefSeq names its product spectrin, beta, non-erythrocytic 1 (gene sptbn1). Gene Ontology annotation, molecular function: actin filament binding; phospholipid binding; structural constituent of cytoskeleton. Gene Ontology annotation, cellular component: plasma membrane; cell junction; cortical actin cytoskeleton. Lineage: Eukaryota; Metazoa; Chordata; Actinopteri; Batrachoidiformes; Batrachoididae. The record is from RefSeq and is a predicted model, not a curated record. Gene Ontology annotation, biological process: protein localization to plasma membrane; actin cytoskeleton organization.